This is a messenger RNA of Symbiodinium natans, 1152 nucleotides long. The record is from the annotation of a GenBank genome assembly. NCBI's taxonomy places the organism in Eukaryota, Dinophyceae, Suessiales, Symbiodiniaceae.
AUGGCUGCUGCCGGAGGGCUUCACACCGUUCUUCUCCGGAGUGAUGGCAACGCCGUGGCUUGGGGGAUGGUAAAAGCUGGCCAAUGCGUGAUUCCCCCUUUGGAUGAAGGACUUUCGUACACUCAGGUUGCCGCGGGCUGGCUGCAUACCGUUCUUCUCCGAAGUGAUGGUUCUGCUGUUGCUUGCGGAAGAAAUAGCCAUGAACAAUGCGACAUUCCUACGCUGGAUGAGGGGAUGUCGUACACCCAGGUUUGUGCAGGUCAUGUUCAGACAGUCCUUCUUCGAAAUGACGGCAAUGCUGUGUCCUGUGGAAGGCAAACGUCCAAGAUUUUGCCAUUGGAUGAGGGAUUUUGGUACACCCAAGUGGAUGCAGGCUAUAAUCAUAUUGUGCUUCUUCGAAACGACGGCCGGGCUGUUGCGCUUAGCAGGUUUAACCAUCAUGGCGAAUGCAACAUUCCCGAUUUGGAUGAGGGAAUGUCAUACACCCAGGUCUCUGCAGGCAAGAAUCACACAGUUCUGCUUCGAAGCGAUGGUUGCGCCGUUGCUUGUGGAUGCAAUCAUGAUGGACAAUGUGACAUUCCCCCUCUGGAUGAGGGAGUGUCAUAUACCCAGGUCUCUGCAGGAGAUCACACUGUGCUUCUUCGAAGUGAUGGGAAAGCAGUAGCUUGCGGACGCAAUGAAUCCAAGCAGUGCAACAUUCCAGCGUUGAACGACGACGGAGUGGUCUACACACAAGUUUCUGCAGGGGUGACUCAUACCGUGCUUGUCCGAAGUGAUGGUGUUGCUGUAGCUUGCGGGAAGAACCACUACAAACAAUGCAGGAUUCCUGCUCCAGAGCCGGGGAUCCGGUAUGUCUGCGACCAUGCGGUACACCCGGUACGAGGCAUGGACUUUGUUUGUCAACUAGUUUUUGAUGCUCAUGACGGCGUAGUUGCGCUGAUAUGUUCUGGCAUGGCCGGGCACGAAGUCUUACGCUGGAAGGCGCUUGAGUCCGAGCCGGCCUUUGAUGCGCAAGCGUACAUUGCACGUGAGUUGAGAGUCAACCUCAGGAGUCUACGAGUUGUCUUGCCUGACGGGCAGUUGUUGGCCUCGGUCUGCCGUGCGAAUCCGCUUGUCACACUGGGCGAUGUGAGUGCCACCUGCAAGCCUUAA